UGGACUAAUAUUGGCCGGUUACAUUGUCAAAUGCCGUGGUGGGAAGAUGCGAUGGUCAACUUUAUGAUUAGCGGCGGCUACAAUGUUGCUUCACAUAUCAAACUCAUCAACCACAAGACGCUCGUUGUAUGCAGUGAGAAUGAUCAGAUUGUUAGCAACCAGCUUUCAGUUAAAUUGUUGUGUGAGCUACAAAAUGCGGUUUUUCGGGAAGUACCAGAUUCCGGUCAUCUUCCACAUGUUGAGAACCCUGCACAGUUUGUGAAGCUGAUAUCGGAUUUCGCCAGUGGAAAGCUUAAUUGAUUCUAAUAUGCUGUAACGAUCUGCUUCAAGCUCAUCAAGUGGCUACAAAGAGCUGAGUUGUCACCUUAUAUACUAUUCCCUUUAUGAUUCAUGAUGUUUAUACUAAACAUUUAUUGAAUUCUUAAUAAGCGUUAACAUUUUAGAAAAUCUUACUUUUGGGAGUCUCUCCCACCAAACCAGACUUAGUAGAUCCCUGGCAACAACAACAAAAUAAAA
This is a messenger RNA of Brassica napus (rape), 516 nucleotides long. Its product is annotated as putative carbamate hydrolase RutD. NCBI's taxonomy places the organism in Eukaryota, Viridiplantae, Streptophyta, Magnoliopsida, Brassicales, Brassicaceae. Bases 31 to 300 code for a protein of 89 amino acids. The record is from RefSeq and is a predicted model, not a curated record. The transcript is spliced from 4 exons.